Messenger RNA from Siniperca chuatsi (mandarin fish), 4786 nucleotides. RefSeq names its product family with sequence similarity 83 member C (gene sack1c). The coding region runs from base 531 to 2369 and encodes 612 amino acids. The transcript has 5 exons. The record is from RefSeq and is a predicted model, not a curated record. Lineage: Eukaryota; Metazoa; Chordata; Actinopteri; Centrarchiformes; Sinipercidae.
ACAGGACAGGUAUACAGGUGAGCAGAUGACACACCUCUCUCUCUCUCUCACACACACACACACACGCGCCUGCGCGCGCGCAGUGAGGUAGGAGGGGAUCUGGAAAGGCUCCUGGGACUGCAGAUCCGGUCUGACAUGACAGGGAAUUAGAGAAGCGAGGACCAUUGCACCGCCUCGUCCUGGGAUCACCUCAGAUACCGCUCUGAUGAGGACGCGCGUUAGUGUCACUCUGACUUUUAUUUAGAUUUUGGAUUUUAAAGCGUCGCAGCGGCUCUGCAGGUCCCCAGUUGGUGUUGGGGGUUUUGACCUGACUUGUCCUGGUUUAUCGUGGACUUGUGGACUCUGUUUGCGUCGCUCAGGCUUCUCCUCCUUUGCAAUAAUGUUUCUUCCAGACCAUUAUAGUCGGAAAUAGUGGCGGAUAUUUCGGGAUCCUUUCAGAACCUGUUUGUUAGGGUGUUUUUGUUCUUGAGGGUUUUUAUAAAACCGGGGUUUUAGUUAAUCCCAGGACUGCCGACCAGGCUACAAGCACCAUGAUGAACUCGGAGGCCCUGCGGCCGGCCCCGACCGGCAGGAAGCCCCUGGGCAAGCUCGCCUCCCGGCUGGAGGAGGUGAAGAACCCGUGGCGGCAGGUCUCCACGCUGGAGCUGAGCCACAACGAGGCGGCCCGCCUGGCCACGGACGCCCUGCUGGAGCACGGAGAGCUGGAGUACCGCAGGGUCCUGACCGAGGAGCGGGAGCUCAACUUUCUGUCCCCGCUGGAGGUCCGCUACAUCACCCAGCAUGUGGCCAAAGCGUGCGGCUCCGAGAGCAACGGCACCGGCACCGGCCCCAACGACCGGGACUUCGGGGACGGGGACGCCGUGUCCGAGCUCACCUCCGGGACUUACUUCCCUAUGAUGUCCGACGAGGAGCCGCCGAUGCUGGAGCUCGGCUGGCCGGACUCCCCGGCGAGAUACGGACCGUCGGAGACGCAGAUCUACUUCCAGAGGGACAAGUCUCACAACGUCAAAGACCUCAUCAGGUCCCUGAUCAACAAAGCCAAAAAGGUGAUAGCGCUGGUGAUGGACGUGUUCACAGACGUGGACCUGCUGUGCGACCUUAUGGAGGCGUCCAACAAGCGCCGGGUCCCCGUCUACAUCCUGCUGGACGAGAAAAACCUCAGCUACUUCACAGAAAUGUGCUCUGCACUCGAUAUUCAGAACUCCCACCUAAGUAACAUGCGUAUUCGCAGUACAUGUGGGGACACGUACUGCACCAAGAGCGGCAAGAAAUUCACCGGUCAGGUCCUGGAGAAGUUUAUGAUCAUAGACUGUGAAGAGGUCAUCGCCGGGUCAUACAGUUUCACCUGGCUGUCGGCUCAGGUGCACAGCAACAUGGUGAUGCAUUUCUCAGGUCGCAUCGCCGACAGCUUCGACCGCGAGUUCCGCUGUCUGUACGCCGACUCGCAGAUCAUCGACUGCUUCUUCAACCCAGAGGAGGAGGGGAUGCCCUACUACCCGUCAUACCAAGCCAUGAUGGCCCCUGGCAUGGGCAUGGGGCUGGGCCCGGUCAUGGGGCUGGAUUUACUCUCUGACAGGCAGAACGUGUGCUCUGAAAACUCCAGCAGCCAAUCAAGUAACAGCGUGUCCAGCGUGAAGGCGGCGCCCGGGAUGACCUCUAAGACGAUCUACAAGGUCACUCAAGGUCACGACAAGAAGGAGCCCAUCAGCAACUCUCACCUGAGUCCUGAGAGGAGAGCAGGAGGACAAACCCCAGCGCCUCAGGGUCAUGUCACGCCAGGACCACGAGGCUCUGCUAACGGAGGAGCCAAUCACAGCCCGGCUGUGGAACGGCCGCCGCCGCCCUACAGUCAGCCAAUGGGCAUCGAAUGGAACAAGCCUAACCCGGUGGACGUCAUGCGGUUAAACAUGGGCAGCACCUCCUCCAAGUUCCAGGCGUUGGGGUUGUACGACCACAAGCCGAGCACGUUCCACGGCGCCGGGCUCGUCCCCGGCACCCCCAACUCAAACCUCAUCCCCAAGACCCAGACACCCUCCCCGGCCAAUGACGGCAAACUGACCCCCAAGCAGAAGACUUCCUCCAACCCGUUCCUCAACAAAUUCACAGACCUCUUCCUGCCCACAUCCAACAAAGACUUCCGGAGUCCACCGUCCCCUCACGGCACCACGCCCUGGGGGGGACCGGACCUCUCUCCAACUGAGCCUGAGACCCAGCAGAGCCCGCCGCCCCCGCUCUCUCCGGCCGUGUUGAUGAACCGGCACGACCAGAAGCGAAUGACGCUGGGCCACAGCAAGCUGGACCUGGUGAACAAAUACAACAAGAUGAACAAGCCGGUGUACAGCCGCUUCGAGCUCAAGACCCCGAAUUAGACCGGGAGUUCAGACGGAUUUCAUCUGAGUUUUAUGUUUAAAUAUCUCUUCCGAACUCUUCCUCCUUCCUGCGUCUCUUAUCGCAGUCCGUGAAGAAAAGUCUCCAUGGACUCCGGUUGUUUUUAUAAAGUGGUCAGUCCUUCGUCUUCUUCCGCAGUUCAGUGAUGCCUGGCAGAAAUCGAGGCAUUACAGCCAUGUUGGCUCAGAGGCUCCUUCCCCGUCUUCACAGAGUUCCCCCUCUUUUGUCAUGUGAGGAGCCUUUACAAGUACAGCCGGGUUGGGAUUCUUUGUGGGGUUGUAGUUUACAAAACACAUGGGGGGGAAAAAAAUCAUACAUUUAUAUUUACAAACAUAAUACGUUGAAAUUGAUGUGAAAAUCAUCCGUCAGUCCGUUUUUCAACAAUUUCUGAGUCAUCGUGUUUUCAAAAGUAAAAAGAAGGCUGUAGCUAAAAGUAGUCUGACGGGCGUUUCACGUAAACCAGGCGUAUGUCCUAACAGAAGAUCUGUCACGUUUUAAAAAUCACAAAUUGCAGCUGAAGCCUGAGAACAGAUCAUCCUCAUUUUGAAGGAAAUGUGAAUUUUUGGCCUCAACACAAAUAUUAAACAGAUAGUUAAGACUAGCAGUUGCAUUUUUUUCACUGGAGCCUCCCACGGCCUUUUCUUUAGUUCACUUAAACGAGGAUUUUUUCCACACAAUUUUAUACUUCGAGACAAUCCAUGUGACGUCAGAGCUGUAACUUGUCUAUUAACGAGAAUCUUAAAGUCAAACAGCAAUUUUAAUCCUCGUUUUUAUGUAAGGAAACAUUAUAUGUGUGCAGUGGGCCGCACAGCCGAUGAGGCGCUUUGACUUUUUGACUUAUGCACUCGCCAAGCAGUUGUGAACGGCCGCCAUCUUGAAUCCGGUAUCCAGUUCUUAUAAUGCAUCCCUGGUUCAGAUAUGGUGACUGUCAAAACUCACAGCAACACGUCGUCCUGUAACCUCAGUGCUCUGAACCUGGUUCAGAGGAACCAGGUACCUGUUGGAACUGUUUUUAGUUCCCGCCCACACAGAUUUCUGCACCAAUCAAAUGUAUUCACGCCUGAUGUAGACUUACAUUUAUUCUUUUUAGUAAUUACAGUUUUGCUCCGAUAAGUACACAAGUCAAAACAAACACCAAGGAUGUGAUAUCUCAGCAAAAAUGAAUUUUAAUUUAAGUUCGACUUUUACUUUUGUAUGUUACUUGAUGCAAACAUACAAAAACAAAAAAGUAAAAUAAAAGUUUAUUCUUCUGAAUUAAGUAGCACAGAGUAUUAGGAAUCUGUUAACAUGUGUGAAGACACAGUGAUUUAAUGAAUGUAAAGAAAACGUUUUCAUCCUUUUCUUUCUUAUUCAACAGUUUUGCUUGGAUUAGCUCGUCCCUGUAACACUCCUGUAUUAUUAUAGUGUAUAUAACAUGUGCCUUGAUCAUCCUGCCUUAAGGUUUACAGUAACAGUUUAUCUCCAGUGUCUUCAAAUAAGUGUUAAUAACGGUGCACACACGCCUAUUUGAAGCCGCUGUCACUACAGGGAACAAAGCUUGUUGUAAAUGGAAGCAGAAGCAGUGCGACGAUAUUCCUGGUGCUGUAUCUCAUUACAGACGUGGGAGAUCAGGCGUGAGUGUAGAAAGUGAACGGCUUUGGGGCGAUGGAGGUGACAAAAAUCAACAAGACAGUUGUGAGAAGACGCUGCUUGUCAUAUCUGUUUAAAGAACGAGCAUUUACAUUUUACAGUGCUGUCAUACACUUCAAAUGAGUGUCUUCAUUACAUUACAGAGGAGCGUUUCCUCAUACUGUAGAUUUUUUUUUUUACAAUAAACAGCAUUUUUUUUUUCAAAUAUGUAGAUGUGUAUAUAAACUUCUAAUCAACUGUUAAUCAAAUUGGAUACAGUUAUUAAUACUAAUUGUAUUAUUUCCAUAAUGUGUUGAAUUAGUAAUUUUUUUGUGAUGAACUGUGCUGGCGUACAGUCGUUUUGCAUCACUCUACAGGGCUUUCCAGAUAAUUCCUCCCCAGCGCGGAGCAGCAGUGCGGCAGGCAUUGAAAACGGAUUUUCGUUUUGUUGUCACCUGAGCAAUAACGAUCGACGCUGAUCAGUUAUUUUGAUACAUGUGUUUUCAUUUUGUGUGUGUUUUUGUUUACUGCUCAUUGUUGUUGUUUUUGUCAUCACUACAAUCAUCAUCUACGUGUCGUGUUUGACUAACUAAUGUAUAUCAUGUUGUACAUAGUGUAUGAACCGACUGUCAGGAAUUUGGGUUAUUGUUAAAGAAACUUAAACUGAUUUGUUUUGUUAUUUUAUUUUUACAACAUGUUAUUUACUGGAGAAUGUGAACUUUCUGUGAUGAAGUUGGUCUUAAUUUGUAAGAUGACAUAAGGAUUUAAUAAAACAAAAAGUUGAAGUUAA